AAGCCCUGACUCCCCAGGGUGCAGGGACAGGCCGCGAUGAACGCGAGCGCCUCCUCGCUCAACGAGUCCCAGGUGGUGGCAGUGACCGCCGAGGGAGCGGCGGCGGCCACAGCGGCAGGGGCGCGGGAAACCGGUGAAUGGGGGCCCCCUGCAGCGGCUGCGCUGGGGGGCGGCGGGGCGGUUAACACGUCCCUGGAGCUGUCUUCUCAGCUGCCAGCCGGGCCGCCGGGGCUGCUGCUGUCGGCGGUGAAUCCUUGGGACGUGCUCCUGUGCGUGUCGGGGACGGUAAUCGCAGGCGAAAAUGCGCUGGUAGUGGCGCUAAUCGCGUCCACCCCGGCGCUGCGCACACCCAUGUUCGUGCUGGUGGGCAGCCUGGCCACCGCCGACCUGCUGGCGGGCUGCGGCCUCAUCCUUCACUUCGUGUUCCAGUACGUGGUGCCCUCAGAGACGGUGAGCCUGCUCACGGUGGGCUUCCUUGUAGCCUCCUUCGCCGCCUCGGUCAGCAGCCUGCUGGCGAUCACGGUGGACCGCUACCUAUCUCUCUACAACGCGCUCACCUACUACUCGCGCCGGACCCUGUUGGGCGUGCACCUCCUGCUCGCCGCCACCUGGACGGUGUCCCUAGGCCUCGGGUUGCUGCCAGUGCUCGGCUGGAACUGCCUAGCAGAGCGCGCCACCUGCAGCGUGGUGCGCCCGUUGACACGCAGCCACGUGGCGCUGCUCUCCGCCGCAUUCUUUGCGGUCUUUGGUAUCAUGCUGCACCUGUACGUGCGCAUCUGCCAGGUGGUCUGGCGCCACGCACACCAGAUCGCGCUGCAGCAGCACUGCCUGGCGCCGCCCCACCUCGCGGCCACCAGAAAGGGUGUGGGCACGCUGGCUGUGGUGCUGGGCACUUUUGGCGCCAGUUGGCUGCCCUUCGCCAUCUACUGCGUGGUAGGCAGCCGCGAGGACCCAGCAGUCUAUACCUACGCCACCCUGCUGCCGGCCACCUACAACUCCAUGAUCAAUCCUAUCAUCUAUGCCUUCCGCAACCAGGAGAUUCAGCGCGCCCUGUGGCUCCUGUUCUGUGGCUGUUUCCAGUCCAAAGUGCCCUUCCGUUCUAGGUCCCCCAGCGAGGUCUGAAGGCUCCCUCCGUCCUCUCAGUACCACCACACCCACAAAAGCCAGCCUUUAGUGAGCUUCUCGGUGCCUGCGGAUGAACUCUGAGAUCCCAGUAGUGUGAUUCUGACUUUGGAAGGAAAGAAAGAGUAAACAUAAGUACAUCAAUCUCACAAAGAGGCUCUUUGGCACUUUACAUAUACAGUGUAUACAUGUGUACAUAUAUAUACAAAUAUUUGUAUCUUCUGGAGGUGUUCAGGAUGUGGGAUUUCCUGUUCUGUGAAAAAACUAACAAAGAUGUGGUUGUAUACUCAAAUUGUACAUCACAUUUGUCAAGUGAAGACAUUCCAGUACUGCUUAAUUAUAGCACUUUAUUUUUAGCUGCUGAACUGCCAAAACAGUGUUGCCAUUUUCAGGGACAGGGGAAG
Molecule: messenger RNA, 1526 nt
Organism: Ailuropoda melanoleuca (giant panda)
Lineage: Eukaryota; Metazoa; Chordata; Mammalia; Carnivora; Ursidae
Gene: GPR6
Product: G protein-coupled receptor 6
Exons: 2
Coding region: 37-1122 (361 amino acids)
Biological process (GO): G protein-coupled receptor signaling pathway
Cellular component (GO): membrane
Molecular function (GO): G protein-coupled receptor activity
Source: RefSeq, a predicted model, not a curated record